Poecilia reticulata (guppy) is the source of this 1113-nucleotide messenger RNA. The record is from RefSeq and is a predicted model, not a curated record. Lineage: Eukaryota; Metazoa; Chordata; Actinopteri; Cyprinodontiformes; Poeciliidae.
AUGCCAGACAACAAGCACUGUAACUUUGCCGGCUAUAAUUGUGGUCAGUGUAAGUUCGGUUGGACUGGUCCAAACUGUGACCAGAGAAAAACUCCUGUGCUGAGGAAGAACAUCCACUCCCUUACCAGCGGGGAAAUUCAGGAGUUCYUGGAUGUUCUGGAUCUGGCUAAGAACACCAUCCAUCCAGACUACAUGAUUGCCACACAGCACUGGCUGGGUUUGCUGGGACCAAACGGGACAGAGCCACAGUUUGCCAACAUUUCCAUUUAUGACUUCUUCGUCUGGCAGCAUUACUACUCAGUCAGAGACACUCUCUUAGGUCCUGGUCGCCCUUUCAGAGCCAUAGACUUCUCACACAAAGGUCCAGCAUUCAUUACCUGGCACAGGUACCACCUUCUGAGCUUGGAAAGAGAGCUUCAGAGACUGACAGGCAAUGAGGACUUUGCAAUUCCUUACUGGAACUUUGCCACAGGACARAGUGAGUGUGAUGUGUGUACAGACUCUCUGCUUGGAGGCAGGAACCCAGACAACCCCUUCCUCAUCAGCAACCAGUCCAGAUUCUCCAGAUGGGGGGUGGUGUGCAACAGUUUGGAUGAUUAUAACCGUCUAGUGACUCUUUGCAAUGGCACGAAUGAGGGUUUUAUUCAGAGAGGAAUGGAGAGGAGAACCAACAUGUCUCUACCCACCAUGAGUGAUGUCAGAAGCUGUUUAGGAAUCAGAGAGUUUGACAGUCCUCCAUAUUUCACCAACUCCUCCUCCAGCUUCAGAAAUGCACUUGAAGGGUACGAAAAGCCAGAUGGCGAACUGGAUGAUACGGUCGACAACCUUCACAACCUCGUUCACGCUAUGCUCAAUGGAACCAGCUCUUUGUCCCACUCUGCAGCCAAUGAUCCCAUCUUCCUGGUGCUCCAUUCUUUCACCGAUGCCAUUUUCGAUGAAUGGAUGCGCAGGUUUGUUCCAUCCAACGCCACCUAUCCGGAUGAGAUGGCUCCUAUUGGUCACAACAGGGACUACAAUAUGGUUCCUUUUUUCCCUCCSAUCACUAAUGAAGACAUCUACGUCACAUCGGAUCGGCUGGGAUACUCYUAUGCCAUUUCCCUCGAUGGUGAGUGA